Messenger RNA from Drosophila sulfurigaster albostrigata, 2688 nucleotides. Its product is annotated as protein zer-1 homolog. Gene Ontology annotation, cellular component: Cul2-RING ubiquitin ligase complex. The record is from RefSeq and is a predicted model, not a curated record. Lineage: Eukaryota; Metazoa; Arthropoda; Insecta; Diptera; Drosophilidae. The transcript is spliced from 8 exons. The coding region runs from base 141 to 2477 and encodes 778 amino acids. Gene Ontology annotation, molecular function: protein binding.
ACGUCGUGAUGUACAUAAUUGUUUAAUUCGUAUAAUUCAUAAAUUCCAGUUUUACUUUUUUACAGCAGUAAGUCAAGCAAUUAUUGUGGAGCAGCAUUUAAGCCAUAGAGUCGAGAACCAUUGAGGAAGUCAAGCCCACGAUGAGCUGCAAGGUGCGGCUAAUGGAGGAUGGGUCAUUGGACGAGGAGCCGCUAACAUUGAAGGAGAUUGCCUAUCAGAAGCUGUGCAACAAUUUGGACAUUAUCAGUAGCUGCAACGAGAGUGGACAACGCACAUUGAACACGGGCAUUGUGCUGACCAAUGAGAUAUGCGAUGCAUUUCUGGAAAACUAUCAGCGCUUCCACAGGCCACUUAACGAUCGGGUUAUACACCUGUUUAACGACACAGCUCGCACUUCCCUAAAGAUUGUGAAUCUGCGCUAUAGUACACUAAGCAUCGUUGGUUUGGAGACGUUGAUGCGUCAUAAACUGUUUGCGUUGUCCAUGUGGUAUUGCGAUAAGAUCACCGUACAUUCACAUCACCUGCUAUCACACUAUGGCGAUAGCUUACGCUCGUUGGAGCUGGGCAUUAGCUCGCAUCUGCUGCAGAAUGCGGAACCCAAUGAAAAGGAGCCGGUGGACUUUCAACUCACCUGCCCGCACUUGCGUCGCCUUGUGCUCAAUGGCGUGGUCAUGCAUCAUCGUCUGCAAUUUGCCCAUCUGCAGGACCUGAGCCAUUUGGAUCUCACCUCCUGCGUGCUGGCCAAUUUCAGUUUGGAGGCGCUCGUUAUGUUGCCCAACCUGCACACGCUCAUACUGUUCAAUGUGUGGCCCAUUGCCAAUCAGUUGCAUGCGAUUUGCUGUCUGCGACGUCUCUGCACACUCGACAUAUCCAUAUCGAGUUCGGGCAAUGGACAUGGUACCUACGAUCUGCCCGAUCAGACGCUAGAAAUGCUGAUGGACAAUCUGCGGCAUUUAACGCAUCUGGAUAUCUCAGGCACGAAUUUAGCGGGCAACGGAGUGGCCACCAAAGAGUCGACCAAUACCAAUACAAAGACAGAACAACACUUUGGCCCCACCGACAUCCCUGGGCUGGCGUCACGCACUCAACGUCCGCUGCAGUUCCUUGGGCUGUAUCACACGGCGCAUUGGGCGUGCAAGCGACACGAUAUACCUGCUCUGGAGGUGGCCGGCGAUGCUAACGAACAGCAAAUACUCACGGCGGCGCGCUAUUACCACGACAGACCCGUUCUGCUGACUAGAGUCCUCAAUGAUUUGUAUCAUUUGUUUCGCUUUGAGAACUGCAAGGAUAUACACACAGCGCUGGAUGUUGUGCUCUGUGCCAUGGAUCGUCAUCUGAAAUUCAAGCACAUGCAAAUCUCGGGCAGUGCAACGUUGUUCUACAUUGUAAAAGGUCGCGAUCGCUCCAAGUUUGGCACGCUGCUUCGCAAUCACAUCAUACGCACACUGCUCAAUGGUAUGGAGAAGCAUCUGACGGACGACACCAUGCUGCGCAAUGGUUAUCUGACGCUCACACAGUUCCACAUGCCAGUCGAUGUGCUCUUUGAGUACGAACGACUGAUUAAGAUACUGUUACAUGGCGUGUCCAAGACGGAGCAAGAAGGCUUCGUGCAACGCAUUGCCAUCUAUCUGCUCAACACAUUGGCCUGCCAGGUGGACGGCAGACAAAAGCUCUUUCUCGGCGAGCUGGGUGUGGUCAGCACGAUGCUGACACUCAUCAAGGAUCGUUUGACGCGCUCAGUUUUCGACGAUGUGAUGGAGGUGGCGUGGUCGACCAUGUGGAAUGUAACCGAUGAGACUGCUAUUAAUUGUAAGAGAUUUCUGGAUGGACGCGGCAUGGAGUAUUUCCUUAAGUGUUUAAAUACAUUUCCCGAUCGUGACGAGCUCUUGCGGAACAUGAUGGGACUGCUGGGUAAUGUCGCCGAGGUGAAGUGGUUGCGACCCAACCUGAUGACGCAGGAGUUUAUUGAGGUCUUUGCGCGUCUGCUAGACUCAUUGAGCGAUGGCAUUGAGGUGGGUCACCGAGGUGGAAGACUAGCCAAUGACAAUGCUAACCAUCUGCGCUUCCAGGUCAGCUACAAUGCGGCUGGAGUGCUGGCACACAUUGCCUCCGAUGGCCCCGAUGCGUGGACCAUUAAGACGCCAACAAGACAACACGUCCUGGAACGAAUGGUGGCCGCCAUUGAGCGCUGGAACAUCAAGAGCGAACGGAACAUCAACUAUCGCAGCUUUGAGCCCAUACUGAGUUUGGUGCGUUGCUACGAGACACCACAGUGCCAGCAUUGGGCCGUUUGGGCGUUAGCCAAUCUCACCCAGGUCUAUCCGGAUAAAUACUGUCAGCUGGUGGAACAGGAGAAUGGCAUCCAGAUACUAACCGAGCUGAUCGAGCACGAGAGUCCCUAUUGUGAGAUUAAACGCAUCGCUCGCCUGGUCAUCGAACAGUGUGAUUUGGGCAUGGAGCGCAUGGUUGAGGGUUAGACGAAUCUAUGUGCGAAAGAAGAGACAGUUAUAUAGGAGUAUAGCAUUAAUAAUCGAGUUUGUUGUAAUGUUUAUGUUUUAUAAGGCAACAGCAAGUGUUAUCGUUCAGAUUCUUCCUCGACUUUCUUUAUGUUUAAACGAAAAGGAAACAUUUUUAACAUGAGAUAUUUACGCAAAAGAAAACCAACAAAAAAAAACAUAAAUGCAAAAU